Messenger RNA from Ctenopharyngodon idella (grass carp), 3244 nucleotides. RefSeq names its product 52 kDa repressor of the inhibitor of the protein kinase-like. NCBI's taxonomy places the organism in Eukaryota, Metazoa, Chordata, Actinopteri, Cypriniformes, Xenocyprididae. The transcript has 3 exons. Gene Ontology annotation, molecular function: protein dimerization activity. The record is from RefSeq and is a predicted model, not a curated record. The coding region runs from base 560 to 2725 and encodes 721 amino acids.
UUAUAUUCACAUUUAUUUAUUAAUUACAGUAAGAUCACUGUGUGGUCAGAACACUUGACAAAAGUCAAGCCAUAAUCUGCACUCAUCUGUCCAGUCUUUUUCCCAACAUUUCAGAAGUAGUUUAUAGAUCUCUUACUAUUACUGAUCAUUUACAAUGUAAGAAAGCAUUGACAUUAAUUGUAAACUCAAUUCAGAAUAAAUAUGUUGUAUUACUAUAUGAACUUCAAGGAUGGUUGAUUCUGAUCUUCUGAACAGCCAUUGUACCAGUGUGAGUGCUAAUUAUCAAUUAUUUUGUCAUUAUUAUUUUUGCUCUCUCUCAGACUCUCUUCUUUGGAAUCAGUAGUGUAUCAUUUAUAUUCGCAGUCCUUGAGUUUAUCAUCUCCAUCUGUCUGUCAGCAUUUGCCUGUAAAGUCACCUGCUGCUAUUCUCCACAGAUGAGACAGGAGAGAGAGAUAAUCAGGCAGAGAGAGAGUCAAGACAAGAGGAGAGGGAAAUAACAGGUGCAACACAGUCAGAUGGUCCGACUCCGAGUGCAUGUUCCUCCGUCUGUGAUCCAGCUAUGUACAAAGGCAAAAGUAACUACUCAGAUGAGGAAAAAAAAAGCAUUCUUCAAUGUAGAUGGACUAGGGACCACCAGUAUAAAUAUCCUCAAAGUCAGUUUGGGACAAGGCUUCUGAGAUACAAUGGAGACUGGGAAAAAAAAUACUCUUGGCUUCGGUACUCCCCAUCUGAGAAUGCUGCAUAUUGCUGUGUGUGCAUAUUGUUCAAUAAACAGAAGGGGACAAACAUGACAUUCCAAACAGAAGGAUUCAGGGACUGGAAAAAUGCUGUCGGUGAAAAACGGGGAAUAAUCUCGAACCACGAAAAGACACCAGGACAUAUGACAGCUUCGACUCUAGCAGAAAAUUUCCUCUCUGUAACAAAAGGACAAAUGGAAAACAUACAGUCAGUGAUCAGCAAGACAUAUUCUGACAAAGUUGAGAAAAAUCGUAAGACUUUGUUGUCAAUACUCGAUGUUGUUAUCAAUCUUGGGCAAAGAAAUGUUGCAUUCCGUGGCAACUGGAAAGGUGACAGUGAAGAUGGCAAUUUCAUUCACUUCAUUCAAUGGAAAUCUCAUUUUGAUGAUGUACUGAGCCAACACCUGGAGACUGCACCUGGCAAUGCAAAGUACUUGUCACCAAUUAUUCAGAAUGAGAUGAUUUCCUGUUGUGGUGAUGAAAUCAGAGAUUUUAUUGUUCGAAGAAUUCAGAAAUCAAAGUACUUCUCUGUAUUGGCUGAUGAGACAGCUGAUAUUAGUGGCACAGAGCAGUUGUCAAUCUGCAUUCGUUAUGUAUCUGAAUCUGAUAAUUUUGAGAUACACGAGGAUUUUCUUGGAUUCUGUCCACUUCUUAAGCAGGAUUCUGAAUCCAUCACAAAAGCCAUCAUUGAACAGUUAUCCAAAUGGGGGCUUCAUGUCUCUUUACUGCGUGGCCAAGGGUAUGAUGGUGCCAGCAACAUGAGUGGAAGGCUGAGUGGAGUUCAGAAGAGAAUCCAAGAGGUUCAACCACGAGCCCUUUAUACUCAUUGCCGUAGUCAUGCCUUGAAUCUUGUUGUGGUCCAUGGAUGUACAGAUGUCCCAAUAGUGAGGAACACUAUGACCUUAAUUGAGAAGGUGGCUGUGUUUUUCUCAGCAGGCACCAGGAAACACAAGCUGCAAGACAUUUUGCAAGAACAGGGAAGUGAUGAUGGACCCAGAGGAAUCCCACUGAUGUCUGAUACUAGAUGGGGGUCCAGGAUAAAAACAGUGAGUGCCUUUAUAUCCAAGCUUGAGCCAACUCACAGUGCACUGCAAGAAAUUGAAAGUGACUGCACCCAUAACUCUGAAAAAGCCAGCAGGUUGCGCAACUCAAUUGAAUCCUUUGACACGAUCAUCACAUCAGUUGUAACCCAAAAUGUUCUGGGAUAUAUAUGGCCACUGACCCUUAAACUGCAGUCACCAAAUGUAGACCUUUCAAGUGCCUACAAAGAAGGAAGACAAGUGGCAGAAGUCAUUGAGAGCCUUCGCAAUGAUGAGGAAAGAUUCUGCAAAAUAUAUCAACAAGCAGUGCAGCUGGCAAACGCCAUUGAUGUUACACCUGUGAAGAAAAGAAUAGUGGUGAAACAGCAACACAGGGGCAAUGUACCUGCCCAAUCAAUUGCAGAGCAUUACAGGUUGAAUUUAUUCAUUCCCUUCAUCGAUCAUGUUACAAACGAAUUGAGAACCCGGCUUGCAGAGUCCACUGAACCAGCCCUGCUUGCAGCCUACUUAGUGCCCGAGGCUUUGCCACAGCUCAGUGAGGAAAGAGAGAACCGUCUGUUGGCAUGGUAUAAAGAGGACUUGCCUUAUCCUGACACUGCAGAGCAGGAAAUACACAGAUGGAAGCAUCAAUUCCAGAAUCACACUGGGCCUCUCCCUGCUACUGCAAUGGAAACAUUGCAGAAUGGAAUUUUGGAGUUUUACCCAAAUGUUAAGUGCAUGCUUUUGCUUUUCUUGACAUUGCCAGUCACCACUUGCUCAUGUGAAAGGUCUUUUUCUGCAUUACGUCGACUCAAAACAUGGCUUCGCUCUACCAUGGGUGAUGAGAGGCUAUCUAGUCUAGCUCUCAUGCAUGUCCACCAGAACACUGAAAUUGACCCCCAUCGAGUGCUCCAGAGAUGGGAUGCUUCUGGCCACAGGAGAAUUGUUACUUGCUUUGACAAGAGUUAAUGAUGUGAACACUGGAUGGAUGGAUUGAUCUCCACCACAAGACAAGAGGCCAGAUUAUUCUCUCUCUUAUUCUCACACACAUAGACACACAACUACAGACACAUGCAUAUACUGUACAAAUUUUACAAUCUCUCACACUUUGCCUUUAUUAAAACAUACCUUUCACAGAGGCAUACACACACAGAAUAGGUUGGUUGCAAGUCAUCAGUUCACACUCUCUCUAGGCCUACUGUAUGUCUCUCCACAUACACCCACAAAUGGCCUAAUACACACACACACACACUCACUCUCUUUCUAAAACACACAAACACACACAGACACAUUGAUAUAUGCCAAGCCAACACUUUAAGGGUUCAUAUUAAAAGAAUACAGCAGUUGUUGGCUUUCUAUUGCCAUGUGUUAUGUUAGUUACAAUGUAAAUAUGGCUGUAAAUAUUAGGUAGCUGAGUAACACAGUCAGUUAUGGUGCCAUUGUUACACAAGUUUAGAAUUGUGAAAAUAAAUGUGUCUUCCAAAUCUA